CCUAAAGCAGGGAAUGAGAACCGGUGGCCCUCCAGGCGCUGCUGUGAUCCCCUCAGCCCGGGCCAGCAUGCCCAACGGUCAGAGGCGCAUCCUGGAGGGCGGCCAAGCUUCCUCCCGUGACGAGGCUGCAUUCCCCCUCACAGACUAGGGCGCAGUCAGCGGGACAUGCGCAACUGCGCCUCGGCGGAGGACAAGCGGGGAACAGCCGCGAGGGGAAGAGCGCGGGCAUGUCAGUGUCGGCCAUCGGGUCCCGCCCCCAGAAGCAGCCCGGCCUCCCGCGCCUGCCUCUUCCUCCCGCCGGGCCUCGGCGCUGCCCUUCUCUUUCCUCCCUUAGACGGGGCCAGCGAGACGUGCCAUGGAGCCGCCGCGCGCCGGGACACCCGCAGAAUGCCAGGGGGCGGCGGGGAGCGCGAGGCGCCGGCGACGGUUGGCGACGCGGCCGCUGGCCGUUGGCGUGCUGCUGGUGCUGGCGGCGGUCAUGACCGAGGAGGCGGCCACCGCCGAGGCUGCGCAGGGCUCGGGCGACGAGAAGUGCCACUACUACGCGGGGGGCCAGGUGUACCCGGGCGAGGCGUCGCGGGUGCCCGUCCGAGACCACUCGCUGCACCUCAGCAAGGCCAAGAGUAGGUGCCGGAGAGGCCCGGCGAGGCGAGGGAGGGAAGGAGCGAGCGGGAAGGCGGGAGGGAGAGAGACAAGAGGCGGCUGCCUCGUCGCCUCAUCCUUGGCGCCGAGGGAGAAGCCGAGGCGGCGGCCAGGAGGAGCCCCUCAGCCCAGCCUUUCCCCCUCCCUGCUCCCUCUGCUUUUUUUACUAUUCGUUAUUGUUCAUCUCGACGUUGGCAUUGUGCAAAGCAAAGCAAAACCCCACACACACCCACAGCCCCCGCUCCAGUUUUGUUCCCUUGCGGGGAAGAGAAUUUACGGGGGUGGGGAAAACGCGAGUGCUGCUGAGACGCGCAGGACGUGCCGUGUUGUUUAGAGACGCUGCUGGGAAAUCGGGGGGGACGGGAAAUGAUGUCGCUGCCGCAACGUGGCUUCUUGUCGUUGUUGAUCUCUUGCAGCAGAAAAGAGGGAGAGAGGGAGGCCUUCAGAGAAGAAAAGUGAUUUAUGGUGGAAUAAUUUGUUUCGCAGCACAUCACGAAAGCUUAUUCCGCAAUAGGCAAAACAGAAUCAAGUGGCCACAGGCCUCAUCCGUGUUUCCUCUUAAGCUCCCCUUCCAAAAAGGAACAGCAGGUUAAAGCCAAAAAAAGUGCUCUCUGCCUGCAAAUUGGGUAGAGUUUUGAAGGCUUCCCCCCACCCAGCGCAAAUGGUAGCGUGAGAAUGGGUUAAAUUUAAAAGAAGCACCUCCCUCUUGUUUCAAAUAUUUACUUUCCUUGUCGGUGCAUGGUUGAUUAGCGGGUUUUUUUUAGUAAGGACACGUCAGACAAAGGCUAUUGCUUUGAAAGUGCAGAGAGGUUUUUAAAAGAAGAAGUUUAAGGCUGCAAUCCUACACCUACUUACCUAGGAGUUAGCCCCAUUGAAUACAGUACUUCAAUGAGUAAGCCAUGUGUUUUACAGCAUUCUGAAAUGAUAGAGUGGCAUUCUGUACUACAGUACAAUCAACUUAAUAUGCUGUUUUUCAAAAAAGUUUCAACUAAGUACCUCCUGGUAAGAAAACUGCAAGAUUGAAUAAUCUGGCAGAUUUCUUGUUUGUUUUUUAGACAAUUUGCAAAGAAGACAAGCUUUGUAUCCAAUAGUGACUUAGUUCCAAGAGUGGCUUGUCUAUUUUUGUAAAUAGUCCUCAUAAACUGAUCCAGUAAGAAGGUGCUUUGCGUAUAUGUCUUUAGGUUGCAAUCCUAAUUCAUAUACAUACUGUACUUACAUUUAAUUCAGUAGGGUUUAUGUCUGAGUAGAUACAGAGAGAGUUUUGUUAAUCAAUGGACAGUGAUUCUUUAGUUUUCAUACUUGGGCUGCAGUUGGGUCCAUUUUUAUAUAUAUCUCAAUUAUGUUUUUCAUCAAGUAGUAUCUUCAGUGUCACCAAGCACUGAUUACUGUGAUUUAGACUGCUGCCUUUCACAGUGCCAUUGAAGAUACUGUCGGAUGCAAUAUAUUUUAAAUAUCAGCUGCUGGGAAUCAGAACAGAGAGGGUGCUUAGUCACUCAGGUCCCAUUUGCAGACUUCCCAUAUGUGUGUGUCUGGCUACCACUAGAAUAGGAUGCUGAAGUAGCAUCCUUUGACCUGAAUCCAGCUGGUUUCUUCUGAGGAUAUCAUACUCUAACCUUGUGAAGUAUGUGUUAACAAAAGUUUUGUAGAACCUCAAAUCCCAAUCUUCAGCACUGCACCUAUCCCUUUAGCUGCCAUUUCUUAGUGCACACCUUAGUACCAACAUAUUCCAUUCACCCAUCCUAUGAAUUUCCAAAUUUGUGCUGACAUAGUUCUAAACAUUUGUGUUGCACACAUCACCGGCAAAUAAAUAAAUAAAUAAAAAUGUGUGCUAUGGCAUUAGUGUAUGUUUGUUGGUACACCAGUUCUCAAUAACUUACUGUAAGUCAUAAGAACCGCAACUGAAAUAAUUUUUCCAAUAUUUAAGUUCUUCCAGCAUUGCUUCUUUAAAAUGAACAUUAUCUAUUUAAUUUAAUCUAUUCAAAGAGAAAUAUUGCACUUAUAUCCCAGCACAAUCAGGCAAAAUGAAUUAAAGUACAAUGUAUCCUUCAUUUUUAGUUUCCGAACCAGCACCCUAUUGGGAAGGAACAGCAGUCAUCAAUGGAGAGUUUAAAGAACUGAAAUUAACAGAUUUCGAAGGAAAAUACCUUGUUUUCUUCUUUUAUCCACUUGACUUGUAAGCAAAACACAUGAAAUAUAUGUAUAUUUUCACAAUAUAAUGCUUGCUGAUCAUAGCAGUCUUUUCAUUUUUAGGCCAAAAAAAUUGCUUAUUUAACAGGAAUAAAGACUUGGAAAAUAUAAAAUUAUGAAAGUGGCUAUGGAAAUCCCACAAAUUACAAUCCUAAGUGUUUUCUCGAUUUACUGGGGUAAUAUGUGUGAAAUUCACAAUGAUACAUGGGUGGGGGCAGCUGCGCCCCAUCAAGUAAAUAAAUAAAAUUGCCUAACUAAGUGGCCAAUUGCAUCGCAGAUAACUCGGUUCUGCCCCACCCCCCAACAUAAUUCCUGCCUCCUCCUCCCCCCCCCCAAUAAAUCCUGGCUACUCCCAUGCAAUGAUCAUCAAUCCUUGUAAUUCUGAACUUGUGUGGUCUGAUUUUUUUUGGAGUAGGACAACAGGACAGGGCCCCCAGAGAUAUGGUAGAAGUCUCUAUGCAAGCUGUUAGUUUGUAAAGGGGAUAACAGCCCAGCAAGGACUCAUGCUCAGGGCCCUUACUCUCCAGAAAUGUCCCACUAUACAUAGCAGAGCCCUGUAGCACUAUGUAGCAAGCAAAAGCAAACUCACCCAGUGGUGUGGAGCAGCAAUGCCACUUUGCUGGCCACAGAGCCACUGCAAUUUACCAAGAGCAGUGAAAUGGUGGGGAGGUUGAUGUGGUACAGGAACACUGGUAGGAGUGCUGAUUGGCUGCACCAGUGUGCCCCUAUCACACCAAUCUUCCUGCUACUUCGUCCCUCCUCCUGGUAAUUGGCAUCCAUCCCACUGCCAUAUACUUGAUUGAUUUUUUGAAGUGAAGGACAAAUAAGAUAGUUUUCUAUUAAACAUAAUAAUGUUGAACUUGACUGCUGCUUUCAGACUGGAAAUAGAAUUUUCUGUCUAGUAGUUCACUCAAAAUAUUUGCUGUAGCACCAUAUAAGUAUUUAGGAUGUCACAUAUCAAAAGCUAUGCGAACACUUCACAGAGUAUGUAGUUAUUCUGGCACUGCAAAAUGGUUGAACAGAAUACACUGCCAAAAAUGUUUAGAAUAGGAUGCUAGAGUUUUAGAAGUUGUAAUGGAAUAAAACUUGUUUUCCUACAUGCAUCCUUGAAUCAGUGACCAAUGAAGGCUAUAAAUGGGCAGGCAUAAAUAAAAGAAAAUCAUAAAUAAAUAGCUGGAAAAUUGAGUGCUCUGCAGAAAGCAGUUCAUUUCUGUUUUAGUGAUUGGUUGUAAAUAGGGAUCUGUUCUUUUUAGAAAUUUACAUUUUGGUCUCUCUUUAAAUUUAGCACAUUUGUAUGUCCAACGGAGAUCAUUGCCUUUAGUGACAGAAUUGAAGAAUUCAGAGCAAUAGGUGCUGAAGUGGUUGCUUGCUCAGUAGACUCGCAGUUCACUCAUUUAGCAUGGUAAGUCCUUUUUCCCUUUCAUUUACACAACUUAUUGGUAGCCAUUACAUUUUCUGUACAAAGCAGAAAUCUUGAUUGGAAACUUGGGACUGUUAAGUAACUGCAGCCAUCCCAUGAGUAUAGCUGCCUGGUUACAGGAGGCCUGUCAAUGGCAGGAGGAAUGUGUUGUCAGGAAACUUCCAUUUCUGGAGAAGUGCACACAGGAGAGGGUGAGGGAGAUGCAAAGACUAGAUCAGGUCCAUUAAAUUCACCACCUAUCAUGUAGAUACUGUGAAUGAUACUAAGUUGAUAGUGCAGGUAUGGAAUAGUUCUCACAGAAGUAUUUGGUGAUCUUCAUUGCUAUAGGAUUAAUACAGCUCGGAAGCAAGGAGGACUGGGUCCAAUAAAGAUACCACUUCUUUCAGAUUUGACGCACCAGAUCUCAAAAGAUUAUGGAGUUUAUCUAGAGGAUCAAGGACAUGCUCUUAGGUAUAAUGUUAACUAUUCCAUUUCCUUCUCUGUCUGCUACUCAAAUAGUUAUAGAUUAUUGUCAUAUUUUUCCUGUAUGAAGCUGUAUCAAAAUUCUGUUACAUUCAACAAAAAUCUGUGUUUAAAAAAGUUGCAAGAUCAGAAUUGCUAAUUUUACAACAGCAGUCUAUUGGAGAGAAAAACUUGACUAGAACAAGAGCACAGUUCUUAAAAGCUGGGUUAGCAAUUAGUUAUUUCAGUGGAUCUAUGACGUGCAUCGUUAGAUCCCAUAGUGAAAUAAAAUGUAUUGCUUUCGGUGAAGAGUUGAUACAGGUGUUUCGCAGACAGGUGAUAUAUGCACAGAAUGAGGUUAUUGAUAUUUGUCUUGCCAAUUUCUCUUAUAUUUAUGUUUCCACAGAGGCCUGUUCAUUAUUGAUGGCAAGAAAAAUCUUCGACAAAUCACAAUGAAUGAUCUUCCUGUUGGCAGAUCUGUAGAUGAGACUCUUCGUCUAGUACAAGCAUUCCAGUAUACUGACGAACAUGGAGAAGGUAUUUCCUGCAGGGUUAAACAUUCAGUUGCCUACACAGAAAAGAAAGAUUUCUUCUAGAUAGCAAGUAAGAAAGCUGAGACUGUUAGAUAUUUUGACAAAUUACUGUUGGUCUUAACAUUUCUAGCAAUCUUCAAUACUAUAAUACCUGGUUCCUGGUAUUAGUUGUAAAACUAAUUGAAAAGUUCUCAUUCUAUGAUUAAAUCCUACUUCAUUCAGCUACCUCAUCAUAUAUAGAUUUGUACUUGCAGAAAAUGAAUUAUUUCUUUCAUGUUCCACAAAACAAAAGGAAUAGGAAGGCAGGGUUAUUUUUAACCAUGAGCUUAAUGUCUCCUUUCCUUGUCUUCUUAGUUUGCCCUGCUGGUUGGAGACCAGGCAGUGAAACAGUAAGUUGGUGUUUAUAAAUAUAAUUGGAACAUAGUUUUUCCUUGAAUGCUCCAUUUGAAAUUUUUUAUCUUAUGUCAUGUGGGGAAUAUUAUCAGCAGGCCAAAAGCAAUGCAUGGGCAAUUUGAAUGCCAUUUGAAACCUUGCCUUUUACUUCUUCAUCUUAUCUCUAUCAGCUUUUCCAGCAUGCUUUUCUUGCUAAGAUUUUACACAGUGAAGGAAAAAUCAAGACUAAGUAUUUCCUUAAGGUGCUUGCAUGUUAGAUAACUGCUACAUGAAUAGCAUUAUUGUUGUGCAAAAACCUGCUCCAGAACUCUAUAGCAUUUCAGUAGGAUACAAAAAAUCACAAGUACUAGUAAUUUUGCACUCUUAACAUAUAACAGUAUCUUCAUUGAUCAAUAGAUUUCACAGUCUCUGAAUACAUCCACUUAGGCUACAGUCUUAUGCACAUUUAACUUGGAAUAAGUCCCAUUAAAUUCAAGGAGUUAAUUUUGAGUAGGUAUGCACAGGGCUGCAGUCUUUAUAAACAUUUUGUAGAAGUAUUUGCCAUUUAUUUCUACAUUAUAGACUUUCAGAAUAAAGAAACAUCAAAGUUGAGGAUAUUAAUCUGAGUUUUUUGGCCAGUGACUUGACAAGUGCAGCAAUGGAAUAACAUGUGGUUUAUCACAAGUGCGACUGUAGACAGGUCACAAAAGAACACUGCAUGCGUUCUCAAGACAGUUCCACAUCCCUACAGUAGUUUGUUUUGUCCAGACAUGUUACUGAAGGACACCGAUGAUUUCAGUCUUCCCCCUUAUGAUUUUGGGUACAAUCCAAAGAGCAUUAGGUGCACCUUGGUACCAGAAAAAUCCAUGGUGCUUAUCAGUGCAAUCCUAUGCUCACAUUAUGAUUGGGGUGUAUGUGUCACCAUAUCCAGUGUGUGAGGGCAAGAACACAGUCAGAAAAUAGAAAAUACAAAAUCCAUACAAGCAAGAAGCAUUAUCAAAGAUCACAGACACAUUCCAGACAAGCAAAAGCACUUGUUAGAGAGCAGGGCCAGUGAGGGGAGAGGGAAAGAUGCGAUGCAUGGAGGGCCAACGCUACCCACCCUUGGUAUACCAUAUCUGAAUUGGUGUAACUGUAGUUCUUACCAGGAAAUGUGUGUGUUGGGCAGCAGCAGGAGAGGUAGGGCACAUGCGUCUGUAGGGUACUCUGUAUCAUCAAACUAUUGUGACAUGAAAACAGGAAUACACUAAUAGCUGUAGCCAUGCCUUCUGCAUGUGUUUAGAUCAAACCUGAAGAUGCUAUGAGAAUGUGGUGGCCAAGAGAAGAUUUGUAAGUACCGUUGGGUAUUUGAGUACCUGUGUUAUCUUGGGGAACUCACUGGAGGAUGGAUGGGUCUAAUAUACAUCCAAUCAUCAGCACAGGACUUAGUUCACUUUAUACAGCAGAUAUAUAACAAACAUUAGACUAUUUUGAUUUUGAUUGCAACUUUUUUCUCCUUAUCCAGAUAAUUCCAGAUCCUGCAGGAAAACUGAAGUAUUUUGGUAAAGUGAACUGACUGCUUUCUUCUACAAUUCACAGCUAAAAAUCUGCCAAUAAAAGUUCCACUAAUUUUGAUAAUU
This is a messenger RNA of Podarcis lilfordi (Lilford's wall lizard), 7214 nucleotides long. The record is from the annotation of a GenBank genome assembly. Lineage: Eukaryota; Metazoa; Chordata; Lepidosauria; Squamata; Lacertidae.